AUCAAUUAUCUCAUUGAAGCUGUGACGUGGUUUAUCCAAGAGAGUAUAUAUAUUUCGUUCGGUUAAUCAGUUCUUUCUCAUUUGUGCAUUAUAAAAUGUUCCGACUGUUGUUGAUUUCUGCCCUCGCUGUUUCAGCACUAGGUGCGAAACUACAAACGCGAACACCGAGACUCGACGGUAGAAUCGUUGGUGGUCAUGACGCCGAUAUUAAGGAAUAUCCAUAUCAGGUGUCUUUGCAAAGUUCAGGUCGUCAUAUUUGUGGCGGUUCAAUUAUUGGCCCAAACAAGAUUCUCACCGCAGCUCACUGCACUAACAGCUUUUCUGCUGAUGUAUUAACCAUUCGCCACUCCAGCUCUAAUCGCGGAACGGGAGGUACGGUGAUCCAAGUGGGCAAAAUUACUCAAAAUCCCGCAUAUGAUCCAUUGGAACUAAACAACGACGUCUGCGUGUUAACCUUAACCGAAAAUAUCAAAGAAACACUCAGCAGCAAACCAAUUCAAAUGGUCGACGUAGAUGCCAAAGAAGGUGAUCGUAAGGCAGUUUGCACCGGCUGGGGCGCCAAUAUAUCCGGGUUAUUCUCUUAUAAAUUGCAAGCCGUUGAGCUUGAUGAAUUCAAUAGGGAGCAGUGCAACCAGAUUUACGAUGGUCGCAUAACAGACGCUAUGCUUUGUUUUCGUAGUCCGGGAAAGGAUUCGUGCCAGGGAGAUUCUGGCGGUCCACUCGUUGUUGAUGGAAAGCAGGUGGGAAUCGUCUCGUGGGGCUACGGAUGUGGUGAUAUGGAGUAUCCUGGCGUGUACUCAAAUGUCGCCUCCCUCAGAACUUUCAUCUACGGUCAACUUGAUUGACUACAAUAUUGACGUUUUUCCUAAUACAUUUCACUUAAUUUCUUUCUUA
This is a messenger RNA of Photinus pyralis (common eastern firefly), 894 nucleotides long. RefSeq names its product trypsin alpha-like. Gene Ontology annotation, biological process: proteolysis. The record is from RefSeq and is a predicted model, not a curated record. The transcript has 3 exons. Gene Ontology annotation, molecular function: serine-type endopeptidase activity. Bases 96 to 845 code for a protein of 249 amino acids. NCBI's taxonomy places the organism in Eukaryota, Metazoa, Arthropoda, Insecta, Coleoptera, Lampyridae.